This is a messenger RNA of Aureobasidium vineae, 987 nucleotides long. NCBI's taxonomy places the organism in Eukaryota, Fungi, Ascomycota, Dothideomycetes, Dothideales, Saccotheciaceae. The record is from the annotation of a GenBank genome assembly.
AUGACUGCUUUUGGCUUUACCAAGCUCCAAGACACGACGUUCAGAAGCCUGACAUCUUCACUCAACCCGGACAUCAUUGUUGGACUGGGAGAUAUCCCGUAUGGACACUACAAAGUCAGUUACAAGAAGAUUGACAAAAUCACAAAUCGGACCGCCAAGUGGAUGCAAGCACACGUCGACGAAAGAGCCGCGGCCAAGAAAGAGCAAGGAUCGGGACUACCGCUGCUUUAUGCACCUCUACUGCCCAUAUCUGCCGAGUCGCAGAGAUACUACAUUGAGCACCUCGAAGACAUGGUGCAAGACAUACAAGGAUUGGCUCUUUACAACACAAUCACUCUGGAAGAUCUCCCCGAGCAGCUGAAAGCUCUUCCUCGACUCGGUCUGACUGAACCCAACAACCCUCGUGCAAUGCUGCAAGACGUGUCUCAAGGCAUUGAUAUCCUGACUUUGCCUUUCCUCAGCGCCAUCACAGACGCUGGUGUAGCAUUGGACUUCCGAUUCCCAAUUUCUGGUCCCAUGCCGGACGAGCUUUUGCCACUAGGUGUGAACAUGUGGGAGACGAAGCACGCGAUCGAUGUAUCACCAUUGCGGAAAGAUUGCCCUUGUUACUCUUGCACGAACCAUCAUCGAGCGUUCCUGCAACAUCUCUUGUCGGCAAAAGAGAUGCUGGCCUGGGUGCUGUUGCAGAUCCACAACCAUCAAAUCAUGGAUGAAUUCUUUGCUGGCAUACGCGAGAGCAUCAGUCGUGGCACCCUGGAACAAGACAUUGCCGACUUUGAGCGAUUCUACGAGCCGGAGCUGCCGGAGUCAAAUGGCUACCAAUUCAAAUCGGAGGGCCCUAACGAGCGCAAGAGAAACUCUGCGCCGUUCACGGUCUACAAAGCAAAUCCGGACAAGAUUGCAGAGAGAGGCUCAGUGCCUGUACCUGGUCCUGACGCCGUUGCCGAAGACUUGGAGAAAGUCGGAUUCGCUGAGAAGACUGAAUAG